This is a messenger RNA of Mucor mucedo, 399 nucleotides long. RefSeq lists its product as uncharacterized. The coding region runs from base 1 to 399 and encodes 132 amino acids. Lineage: Eukaryota; Fungi; Mucoromycota; Mucoromycetes; Mucorales; Mucoraceae. The record is from RefSeq and is a predicted model, not a curated record. The transcript has 3 exons.
AUGUCUGUUGAAGGUAACCCGGAUGCUACUGAGCUCGAGAAAGCUUCUGAAAAGAGUAACACCAAUGAAUUGGGUACUCAAGGUUCCAAAUGGGAAUCGUUUUGUAUCAACAAUUCCGACCUUCCCAAGUUCCAAUUGACUUCGACUCCUGGUAAUUUCUAUCCUAAUUCACCUCGGUAUGAGAAUGUAAAGAUCUACUUGAGGGAUUUCGAGAAAAUUGUUAAGGCUUCGACGGAUCAUAUUGAUGUUGUAUGGAAAAGACUCAUUGAAGUCAACAUCCCUCGCAUUUAUGAUGAGUGGGUUGAAAAUGAGCUUACUCAUUGCAACAUUUGGGCUGAGGCAAAGGCGUUGUUUGGGAUGAAGUUUGGCUCUUUCCGAGGCCGUGAAAAAGCUAUUUGA